Messenger RNA from Thecamonas trahens ATCC 50062, 1647 nucleotides. Its product is annotated as UPF0533 protein C5orf44. Gene Ontology annotation, cellular component: TRAPPIII protein complex. The record is from RefSeq and is a predicted model, not a curated record. The transcript is spliced from 3 exons. NCBI's taxonomy places the organism in Eukaryota, Apusomonadida, Apusomonadidae. Bases 1 to 1404 code for a protein of 467 amino acids.
AUGUUGACGUACUCGUCAAACCUAGCCAUCGACCCGAUCCUUGUCCACGUACCCGGUGAGGAUACCCUCAAACUCCUUGUCGCCCUUCAUCAGCACCAGGACGCGCGAGCCAAUGGUCUUGUCGAGCAGCUCACUCCGCUCACCCUCCAGGUCCUCCGCCUCGGCAAGCCUCAGUUUGCGCCCACUGUGGGAGGUGCUCCACUGGUGGAUCCCCAUGUUCCUUUGGAGCUGAGUCACGCAAUGUAUGCCGAUGUGGCAGGUGAGAGCAAGGCCGUCGACUCGUUGCGAUCCAUGGGCCUCUCGCCUAUGAUGGCUCUGCCUGUCAGCUCGGCAGAGGUCUUGCUCGGGGAGACUCUCAUGUGCUUUGUCUCCUUCCACAACUCGGGCUCGGCUCCGCUGGCGGAUGUCGCCAUCAAGAUCGAGCUGCAUACAAAGACUCAGCCGUACUCGCUGGUCGACAACGCCGCUGCUCCGCUGCAGCAGCUGCAGGCUGGCCACUCUGCCAACUACCUGGUCAAGCACGAGGUGAAGGAGCUCGGCCGCCACAUGCUCCGCUGCUCGGCCUCGUACGUCCAUGUCUCGGGCGAGCCGCGCGUCGUCCCGGCAAAGUACAAGUUUGAGGUCAUCAACCCGCUCUCCGUCACCGUCCGCAUCCCGCACCACGGCGACGCCCUGUUUGUCGAGGCUGAGCUGGAGAACGCCACAGACGUCCCGCUCUUCAUCGACUCGGUCACCCUCGUUCCGGCACCCGGCCUCGCUUGUCUCGACGUCAACACCCAGUUCGACCCACCCACUGCGCUCGUCGCCUCAGAGUCGUCGCUGGCCCAGCUGGACUUUGACGCCCUCAUGGAGGCGCCUGUUGACAGCGACUUUCUCAAGCCCGGCUGCGCCCGACAGUUUCUCUACCGCCUCACGCCGGCGCCGGGGAGUGGAACUCUGCUCCGUACUGUGACCAGCGUCGGCAAGCUUGAUAUUGUGUGGAAGACAGGGUUUGGCGAGGCCGGCCGUCUGCAGACCUCGCAGCUCGCCCGUGCACUUCCACCGGCACCAGGCCUCGCCAUCGAGAUUGACGAGCUGCCGGACGUUGUUGCUGCCUGCUCGCCGUUUGUGGCUGUCCUCAAAGUCACAAACGAGUCGCCGGCUCCGGUUGCGUUGCGGCUGCAUGUCGCCAAGGCUACCGACGCCGCUAUCGCCCUCGACGGCGUCUCGGGCACCGCCUAUGGCGAGCUCCGUUCCGGCGCCUCGCUCCGCAUCCCACUCCAUCUCUUUGCCACUCGUCCAGGCAUGCACCCGCUCCGCGGCAUCCACCUCGUCGACACCCACACCGGCAACAUGUACGAGGCUCGUGACUUGGCGGUCAUCUUCGUCGAGCCGCCGCACGCCGCGCCGUCGCACGCGCCCUGACUCGCGACCUCUCCGUUUACGGCUGCAGCUACUUUUCUUCUUCCGAAAUCGCAGCGGGAGCGGAACCCAGUGGAGCGCCCGCUCGUCAAGCACAUGCCGCUUGCCAACGCUCUUAGCCCGCUUGGCAAGAUGGGCUUCGACGAGCUGGGGAUCAAGGUUGACCACCCGCUGGCUAUCCCAGUACUUGACCAUGUCGAGCUGCUGCAGCGUGUCGGCCACGUCCUCGGCCUUCAUGCCGGUGAC